Messenger RNA from Mucor velutinosus, 1206 nucleotides. RefSeq lists its product as uncharacterized. NCBI's taxonomy places the organism in Eukaryota, Fungi, Mucoromycota, Mucoromycetes, Mucorales, Mucoraceae. The transcript has 6 exons. Gene Ontology annotation, biological process: poly(A)+ mRNA export from nucleus; transcription elongation by RNA polymerase II; post-transcriptional tethering of RNA polymerase II gene DNA at nuclear periphery. The record is from RefSeq and is a predicted model, not a curated record. Gene Ontology annotation, cellular component: transcription export complex 2. Gene Ontology annotation, molecular function: RNA binding; double-stranded DNA binding. The coding region runs from base 1 to 1206 and encodes 401 amino acids.
AUGAAGUUGACCACCUAUGUCAACAAGUUCCAGCUGUAUGUCAACAGCGAGAACGGAAAGCAAGUGUCGCUUUUGCUAGCACUUGAUCAUAAUUAUGCCAAACAAUUCUUGAAUUCAGGCGUUCAGCUUCACCAAAUUGACAAUGCCUGUAAAUCUUCAUUGGAAGCUCCUUGGAACGAGGUUGCUUCCAAUCAUCUCAAGACACUCAUACACAUCGAUGCAGGAGACUACGAGGACGCAUUUGACACUCAAAAAGAACUCGUGCAGGCAUUUCAGAGAGGCAUGUCCAACAUGACUCGCUGGUGUUUACCUGCCUUGUACAUUAUCAACAACGAUUUACGUAUUGCUGCCUCGAAAGCAGAUGAUCAAGCCGAGACAGCAGUGGAGGGGCAGCGCAAGAAAUUGGAAGAAGCCGCCAAUGUGAUUAGUAAAUCAUUCACCUACUGUAUCACGGAUCGAGGUGUAUUGCAUUCUUCCAAAAAGUACGGUACUUAUUUUAUGAUCGGCAUCUUGUUUAGAAUCUAUUUCAAAUUGAAACAGCAAAACCUGUGCAAGAACAUCCUGAGAGCUCUCAAGGCUGCUGACAUGCCAUCUAUCGAUCAAUUCUCAAAGAGCGAUAGAGUGACAUUCAGAUACUAUCUUGGAAGGCUUUAUUUCUUGGAGGAGGAUUACGUGAAAGCAGAACAUGAAUUGGAUCUAGCCUUCAACGAAUGCACGAAUCGACACAUCAAAAACAAAGAGCUCAUUUUACAAACACUAUUACCUGUCAAACUGAUGCGUGGCAUUUUGCCAACCGCAAACUUGUUCAAAAAGUUCCCAAGAGCACGACAAAUCUACAGUCAAUUGGCAACCUCGAUAAAGAUGGGUGAUGUAAAGGCAUUUAACGUUGCAUUAACGAAUUCUGAGUCCAUGUUGAUUAGACAAGGCACUUACUUUGCAAUUGAGAAGGCGGAAAGUAUCGCUAUUAGACAACUAUUCAGAAAAGUUUAUCUUGUUUCAGGUUGCAAUACCAGAAUUCCUAUUCAAACCUUUCAAAAGGCUCUUGAAUUUGAAGGCAUAAACGUUGAGAUUGAGGAGGCCGAAUGGAUGUUGGCAAAUAUGAUCUACAAGGGCUACAUGAAGGGUUAUUUAUCACAUGAAAAGAUGUUCUUGGUGCUCAGUAAAGAUAACCCAUUUCCUCCUGUUGCUCAGGUUGCUCAAGCGUAA